AUGGCUAGCCCACCUGGAGACGAAGACGGGCAAGAUGCUCCUUCGCACAGAGCAUGCGCGCACUGUCGCUCCCAGAAGGUCCGAUGUCUGCCGCACGAGACGAACGCAGAUGUCUGCCAACGCUGUGCGAGAAUAGGGCGACCAUGCAUCUUCACGCCCCUUCGGAAGCGCAAACAGCGCAAACGUACAGACACGCGCGUAGCAGAGCUCGAGCGUGAGAUGCGCGCUAUGAGAGCGAUGCUCAAGCAGAGACAAGAUGCUACCAUACCACGACCUUCAGAGAAGCCUCAAGAGGCGCUCCAGGGCCAGAGGUCGGAGCAAUCGAACCCGACGGCGACGCAGACAGGGAGCUCCAUACGGUGGGAACAGCAGAUCUUCAUGAAUCGGCCAAGCGGAGACGACGCCACUGUACAUGCAGAGACAUCGAGCAAGAAAUCAACGCCAUUGCUCCCACAUGAGUUUCCAGCGUCUACAAAAGCGGCGGUAAAUGAUGUCGUAGACCGUGGCCUGCUUUCAAUGGCUACGGCUCGGCAGCUGUAUGACACGUACCGUCGAGAUCUAUUUCCGCACUAUCCAAUCAUACCCCUUCCUGCGGCGACUACUGCCGACGACAUGCGCCGGUCGAAGCCAACACUCUUUCUCGCGAUAAUUGCUGCUGCUGCUGGUAAGGAUGACUCCGAGCUCGCGGCUACUCUUGACAAGGAGAUCCUCCAUGCCUAUGCGACUCGAAGCUUGAUGCAGAGCGAGAAGUCACUGGAGCUUGUUCAAGCUUUGCUAAUCAGUGCAACAUGGUACCAUCCUCCCACCAAAUUCGGUCAGCUUAAGUACUACGAGUACAUGCAGAUGGCCGCGAACAUGGCCAUGGAUAUCGGAAUAGGUACGCGGCCUGUCCAAUAUCGAGAGGAUCCAUCUAAUCCGGAUCUGAGUAUGACGCCUCGUUCUCGUGAUCCGAGCCCACGUACAGGCUCGCUAGAAAGUAGGCGGACAUUCUUAGCCGUCUAUAUGAUCUGCGCUGGUGUGUCACUGAGUUUGCGGAGACCGAAUAUGUUACCAGUGAACAGUUACGUGCGAGAGUGUCUGGAGUACCUAGAACGCUCGCCGGAUACAGUCUCAACCGAUGGGACUUUGAUCGUAAUAGCGAAGCUUGCUAUGAUAGCCGAAGACCUCACCGUGAGCUUCUGUCUGACGGACCCCGGCGGCAUAGCGUCCAUUGCAGAUCUGCGGACACAGCUUAUGAGGAAGGAUUUCGAUAAGCGCUUAACUGCUUGGUAUGCAUCGGUGCCGCAAGAGAUCUGCAAUGGCUCCGCGAUGAUCAUGUAUUACACCUUACGGCUCCAUUUGCAGGAAGUUGCACUGCACAUAGAGCACAGUCCAGACGAUUUCCAAGCGCCUUACCAAAUGGGUACUAUUCAGCCUUUGACAACGCAAGACGUGCCGACAGAGGUGCUGGCCGAUGCAAUAGCGGAGUGUAUCACCAACGCUCAUGCUCUGCUCAACACUUUUCUGGCUAUCGACGUUGACAGCCUCCGCGCUUCUCCAGUAUUCAAUUACGUUCGGGUUUCAUUCGGGGCAUUUAUUCUGGCCAAGCUCUGCCUUUCCGCCUCUAGCUCAACCAGCAGAAUUGGCAAGGUUCUCGUACGCAGCAGUCUGAAGGUUGAAGGGAUCAUGGAUCGCAUCAUUCUCCAUGUGCGAAGUGUCGUCGGUCCGCACCGGUGCAGAGUCCCGGCAAUCUUCCUUGCGCUGCUUUUCAAGCUCCGCCAGUGGUGCCUCAAUCCAAACAUGAUCGAGACUGAGAGCGGACCCAGUUCCAAUGUGGGUGGCCAGAACCGGAACGUUUUACGGGAACUUGCAAGGCCGCCUCAGGCGAUAGCAGGUGCUCGCAUCAUUGAGCAGCUAAGCAGUAGUGAUGCAUCGCCGGAAACGCUGAAUGGCGGUCACAGGGUUGCCUUUGAGAGCGUAGUUCAUCCGGCAGCAACUACUUCUGCGCUUGCAGCGGCUUCACUUCUGGUGCCGGAUCUACAGGGGCAUUCUUCCGGCACACCGUCCAUAUCACCCGACUCAGUGAACCUAGCACCAUUGGAUAACGAUGAUGUUCGUGAGGACGAAAUGCAAUUAGACAACGAAAUCAUGAAUUUUAUUGAUUCAAUGAAAGACUAUGACUUUCCUGAGGGCGGACUCACCGGUCUGGAUGACUGGAUACCGGAUUUCACACCUAAUACUCAAGCGACGGAGUUGUCACAUUAUGUUGAGUGA
This is a messenger RNA of Baudoinia panamericana UAMH 10762, 2253 nucleotides long. RefSeq lists its product as uncharacterized. Gene Ontology annotation, cellular component: nucleus. The transcript has 3 exons. The record is from RefSeq and is a predicted model, not a curated record. Gene Ontology annotation, biological process: DNA-templated transcription; regulation of DNA-templated transcription. Gene Ontology annotation, molecular function: zinc ion binding; DNA-binding transcription factor activity, RNA polymerase II-specific; transcription cis-regulatory region binding. NCBI's taxonomy places the organism in Eukaryota, Fungi, Ascomycota, Dothideomycetes, Mycosphaerellales, Teratosphaeriaceae. Bases 1 to 2253 code for a protein of 750 amino acids.